Molecule: messenger RNA, 339 nt
Organism: Neohortaea acidophila
Lineage: Eukaryota; Fungi; Ascomycota; Dothideomycetes; Mycosphaerellales; Teratosphaeriaceae
Exons: 2
Coding region: 1-339 (112 amino acids)
Biological process (GO): protein insertion into mitochondrial outer membrane; mitochondrial outer membrane translocase complex assembly
Cellular component (GO): mitochondrial outer membrane
Source: RefSeq, a predicted model, not a curated record
AUGUCCGGUCCGUCCUCUUCUUACGCGGAGAUUGCUCCGCCCAGCGUUGCCGACAGCGAUGAAAUCGAUUCCCUCCCGUCCUCAUCCGCCGGCUCAUCCACCUCCGUCUCUCCCAGCGAGGAGUCCGAUGCCGAGCGAGAAUGGCGGGAAAGUCUACAACAGUUGGAAUUGCUAUUGACAAUGGUGUUGGUGCCGUACCUCGGCAAGUACUUUGGAAGGAAAUGUGCAUAUUGGGGCUGGGCCAAGUUUAUGGAGUGGAAAUAUCCCGUCAGCGUGGAAAUUACGAACCCAGGACUCUUCAAGGCAGCUGGUGCUGUCGAGGCCGUUGCUUCGCUGUGA